This is a messenger RNA of Homarus americanus (American lobster), 528 nucleotides long. Its product is annotated as cuticle protein 8-like. Bases 51 to 401 code for a protein of 116 amino acids. Gene Ontology annotation, cellular component: extracellular matrix. NCBI's taxonomy places the organism in Eukaryota, Metazoa, Arthropoda, Malacostraca, Decapoda, Nephropidae. The transcript is spliced from 4 exons. The record is from RefSeq and is a predicted model, not a curated record.
CAACCUCACCAGCUGAUACAUAUCUACCUGUACUCACCUCUCCCCCAAAAAUGAUCUUCCAAGUUGCUGUAGCUGUGUUGGUGGUGGUGGUGGGCGCCCUGGCUCACCCAGACGGCUACGAGCCCGCCUACCCUUCCGAGCCUCUACCCUACCACUUCAACUACGCCGUCCACGACGACUACAAGGGCACACACUUCGGACAGAACGAGAAAUCGGACGGUGAUGCUGUCUAUGGCUCCUACACCGUCGCGCUCCCUGACGGACGCAAACAAACAGUGGACUACACAGCUGACCACUACAAGGGCUUCGUGGCCAAGGUCAGCUACGACGGACAGGCCAAACACCCCAAGCACUAUGGUCCUGCCGUCACCUUCAAGCAGAACGGCGGGGGAUACCACUGAACGCCGGCCGGAAGGAGUGUACACCAACAGCUACCAAGGAAGGCUGUCAAUGCACCUGUAACCAUCAUCUGUACAGGUUACUAAAUUAUGUAAACACUAGAUCAAAAUAAUAUACUAAUUAGCACUA